Molecule: messenger RNA, 696 nt
Organism: Meleagris gallopavo (turkey)
Lineage: Eukaryota; Metazoa; Chordata; Aves; Galliformes; Phasianidae
Source: RefSeq, a predicted model, not a curated record
GACCUCGAAGAGGCCACGCUGCAGCACGAAGCCACGGCUGCCGCCCUGCGGAAGAAGCAUGCGGACAGCACAGCGGAGCUUGGGGAGCAGAUUGACAACCUGCAACGAGUCAAGCAGAAGCUGGAGAAGGAGAAGAGUGAGCUGAAGAUGGAGAUUGAUGACUUGGCCAGCAACAUGGAGUCUGUCUCCAAAGCUAAGGCAAACCUAGAGAAGAUGUGCCGCACUUUGGAAGACCAACUGAGUGAAUUUAAAACAAAGGACGAGCAGAAUCUGCGCAUGAUUAGUGAUCUCAGUGCUCAAAGAGCUCGCCUGCAAACAGAAUCUGGUGAAUAUGCACGCCAGGCAGAGGAAAAAGAUGGUUUAAUUUCUCAGCUGUCCAGAGGGAAACAGGCCUUCACACAACAGAUUGAAGAACUGAAGCGGCAACUAGAAGAAGAGAUAAAGGCCAAGAACGCCCUGGCCCACAGCUUGCAGUCUGCCCGCCAUGACUGUGACUUGCUCCGGGAACAAUACGAGGAGGAGCAGGAAGCCAAGGGUGAGCUGCAGCGUGCCCUGUCCAAGGCCAACAGCGAAGUGGCCCAGUGGAGAACCAAAUACGAGACGGACGCUAUUCAGCGCACAGAGGAGCUGGAGGAGGCCAAGUAUGCGGAGGGAAAGUGGGGAAGGCUGGUAGAAAGUAGUGAAUAUUUGAAGAAA